Molecule: messenger RNA, 797 nt
Organism: Danio aesculapii
Lineage: Eukaryota; Metazoa; Chordata; Actinopteri; Cypriniformes; Danionidae
Gene: c8g
Product: complement component 8, gamma polypeptide
Exons: 7
Coding region: 78-707 (209 amino acids)
Biological process (GO): complement activation
Cellular component (GO): membrane attack complex
Source: RefSeq, a predicted model, not a curated record
UGUGUGUGGAAACUGGACAGACACUUACAAGCAAUCUUCUUCGCUAAGGAAAUUAUUUCUUAGUAAAAAUUGUUGUGAUGAUUCGCUUCUGGCUGUAUUUGUUCUUUGUGCUCGCGUGUCUCAGUUUCUGGGAACCUGCAGAGACACGAAGAGCGCGAUAUAAACCAGAACCUCCGAAGCCAAAGAAAACCGAGACACAGAAAGCUGUCGAAACACUGGCUCCAGGUCAGAACAUCAACAUUGAUCAGAUGAGUGGCAAGUGGCACCUGCUCACUGUGGCUUCUCGGUGUAAGAAUCUCCUGGAGAGCGGCUUUAAACUGGAGAGCACGAGCCUCACCUGGACCAUCACUGCGGACACUGUGACUGUGAGCACCGUGAGGAAACUCAAUUUCGUGUGCUGGGAGAUCAAGCAGAACUACAUGAAAACGAAAACCCCUGGGCAGCUCUUCCUCAAAGGCAAGAGACCGUCUGAAAAUGUGGACGUAAUGGUGCUCGAGACGGACUACAGCUCCUAUGCUAUGCUGGUUUUUAAGAGAGCAGAGAAAAUUACUAUGAAACUGUAUGGUCGGUCCGGUGAAGUACCUGAUAAUAUAGUGGAUAAAUUUGAGGAUCGAGCGAAGACAUUAAAUUUGGGAUUGGACGUAGUUUUCCAGUUUCCUGACUACGGUUUCUGUGAGUCAGCAGAAAAAGUUCUAGAUCUGACCUAAGACUGACUGGCCAACAUCUUUGAUAGAUCCUGAGCAAUGUGAGAAAGCAGCCCGCCAAGAGUACAAAAAUAAAAUUAUUUUGUCAUUUCA